Cydia amplana is the source of this 4506-nucleotide messenger RNA. RefSeq names its product paired amphipathic helix protein Sin3b (gene Sin3A). The coding region runs from base 232 to 4506 and encodes 1424 amino acids. Lineage: Eukaryota; Metazoa; Arthropoda; Insecta; Lepidoptera; Tortricidae. Gene Ontology annotation, cellular component: chromatin; Sin3-type complex. The transcript is spliced from 32 exons. The record is from RefSeq and is a predicted model, not a curated record. Gene Ontology annotation, molecular function: transcription corepressor activity. Gene Ontology annotation, biological process: negative regulation of transcription by RNA polymerase II.
CCAACCGACCCAAACUAAACCCACAGUUCGCGUUCUGUCUUCAUGCGGGAAGGACGUAUGCUCUAUGGAAUGUAUAAUUUUUUUGUGCAUAUCAAAUUGUUUAAAAUCCUUAAAAUACCUUAAGUUUCUUGAUUACAUUGACGAGAAGUGACUUUGCCGUGAGAAUUGUGAAGAAAGAAGACUGUUUCGUGUAAAAAUACAGGUGAUCUUGUGAUGGCCCUCUGAUCCACCAUGAUGAAGCGAACAGGCGUGCCCCGGCUGGCCCCGGAUGAGCCUGCCCCGCUGCCUCAGUCACCUGCCCAGAUGCAGCAAGCUGGUGCAAGCAAUAUGCACACUCUGGCCCAAUCGGCCCAACCACAAAUACUUGGUCCCGCCGCCAUGCUGUCCGUGGGCGGGUACGCUCGCGGCGCCCGCCCCGCCGGCCCGGCGCCGCCCGUCAUCAACUACAUGAAGGCUGGCGUGCAGUACCCCAAGCAGCCGCCGCAGCCGCAGCAGCCACCUUUACGGCACAAGCUGGUCCCCGCGCCGGUGGCGCCGCAGCUGCCUCUGGCGACGGCGGGCCCGGGCCCGGGCGCGUCCCCGCCGGGCGCGCCGCCCGCCGCGCCGCCUGGCGCGCAGUUCCAACGACUCAAGGUCGAAGACGCCCUCUCCUACCUAGACCUGGUUAAAUACAAGUUCAACACGCAGCCACAGGUCUACAACGACUUUCUGGACAUCAUGAAGGAGUUCAAGAGUCAGACGAUUGACACCCCGGGCGUCAUCACCCGGGUAUCGAACCUGUUCAAGGGGCACCCGGAGCUAAUAGUCGGGUUCAACACCUUUCUGCCCCCCGGAUACAAGAUCGAAGUUCAGAGUAACGGCCAGGUGUCUGUGUCGAUGCCGUCUCCGACGGGGCUGGGCGGCGGCGUGCUGCUGGGCGUGGGCGGCCCCGGCGUGGGCCCGCAGCCCGCCCACCACCCGCCCGCCCAGCUGGUGCACCUGCUGCCCGUCGCGCAGUCCGUGAGCAACGCCAUAGUGCAUAAUCUGUCCGUUAGUGCCACUCCGGCGAACACACUGCACCAUAUAUCGCAGGCGCACCAGCAGAUUGAGGCGGCCAUACACCAUGCGCCUGGCACAGUGGCGCCGCCUGCCGGCUCGGGGCCGCACGCUGCGCCCGCGCCGCCCGGCCAGCCAGUCGAGUUUAAUCACGCCAUCGAAUAUGUCAACAAGAUCAAGUCUCGGUUCUCCCGGCAACCGGAUAAGUACAAACGGUUCCUGGAGAUACUGCACGCGUAUCAGCGGGGCCACAGGGACGUGAAGGAGCCUCAAGCCAAACAGCAGACCGAGCAAGAAGUGUAUUCCCAGGUGGCGAAGCUGUUUGAGAACCAGGACGACCUGCUGGCGGAGUUCGGCCAGUUCCUGCCGGACGCUAAGGCGGUGACCAAGCCGCAUUAUCCGCCGCACCCGCGCACGCCGCCGCUUAUGCCGCCCCAGCAACGCCCCGAGCCGGAGCCGGAGCGCUUCCUGCCCGCGCCGGCGCCCUCGCCGCCGCACGCCGCGCCGCCGCAGCAUCUGUUGCCACAGGUGCCCAAACACACCAGCACUGUGUCGAGCAGCGCUCCGCCGCCGCAGCAUUUGAAGCGAUCGCCCAGCUUCACGUCUUCUACUCAGAUGCCUGUCGGCCUCCCGCCGCCAAAGAAGUCCCGUCUGUCGUCUCUGACCGGCAUUAUGGUGCGCGACGUGUCGUACGCCGAGGCCGCCAAGUACGGCACCCAGCAGGAAUACAACUUCUUUGAUAGAGCUCGUCGGGCCCUCAGGUCGCAGGAAGUCUACGACAACUUCCUUAGAUGCCUGCUGCUGUUCACGAACGAGAUCAUCUCGUCCUCGGAGCUGGUGUCCGUGACGUCACCGUUCCUGUGCCGUCACCCCGAGCUGCACAAGUGGCUGCAGGACUUUGUGGGUCCAGUGUCGCCCCCUUCCACCCCCACUCAGCCUACCCCCGGCUACAACAACAGCUAUGGCAUGUCGAGCAACAGUCUGUUGGGCUUCGAGCGCGAGCGGUUGGACCGCGAGCGCUCACUGGACAACAAGGCGUCCGUGCGCUACGAGCCGAUUGGUCCGCUCGGCGCGCAGCUGCGCCAUGACAGGCCGCAGGGCGACGCUGCACUUGACAUAGACCUGUCGACGUGCAAGCGGCUGGGCACGUCGUACUGCGCGCUGCCGCGUGAAGCUGCCGCCCGCCGCUGCUCCGGCCGCACGCCGCUCUGCAAGGAGGUCCUGAACGACACUUGGGUGUCCUUCCCUACGUGGAGCGAGGACUCUACGUUCGUGACGUCACGCAAGACGCAGUAUGAAGAGUACAUCUAUCGGUGCGAAGAUGAGAGAUUCGAGCUGGACGUAGUAAUAGAAACCAACGCGGCCACUAUCCGCGUGCUCGAGGGCGUGCAGAAGAAACUGUCGCGCAUGACGGCCGAGGACGCGGCCAAGUAUCGGCUCGACGACGGGCUGGGCGGACACUCCGCCACCAUCCACCAGAGGGCGCUGCGGCGCAUCUACGGCGAGAAGGUGGCGGUGGAUAUAAUAGCAGGACUGAAGAAAAACCCUGUGGUGGCGGUGCCCGUCGUGCUCCGCCGGCUCAAGGCCAAGGAGGAGGAGUGGAGAGAGGCGCAGAAGGGCUUCAACAAGCAAUGGCGCGAGCAGAACGAGAAGUACUACCUGAAGUCGCUGGACCACCAGGGCAUCACGUUCAAGCAGAACGACCUUAAAGCCAUGCGCAGCAAGUCCCUCUACAACGAGGUGGAGAGCGCGUACGCGGCGCGGAAACCAGGCCCGCAUCUCGUGCACGACUACCACAUGAAGAACCGGCAGGAAGCCAUCAAAGUGGUCCGCGACGCGGCGGAACUGCUGAUUCACCACGCGCGGCGUCAGACCGGCAUCCAGAAGGCUGAGAAACGUCGCAUCAAGCAACUGCUGCGGCACUUCCUGCCCGACCUGUUCGCGCACCCGCGCCAGCCGCUCUCCGACGACGAGAGAGAUGAGGAAGAGAAAGAGGAGCCCUCGAGCCCGGCCGGGAGCCCUACGGCCGAGACUGCGGCUGAAGACAAAGCCGUCAAACAAGAGAAACAAGAGUCGUCAGAAUCGGACAACGCGUCGGACAAGUCGUCGCGCCACCACAAGAACGACAAGGAGAACAAGCCCAAGAACAACAACCAUGAGCCGCGCGGCGACAAACUAGAGCCCAAGGACGAGGACGACCUUAGGGACCAUCCGCCUAACCCAGAGAGUUGUGAGUCUCAAGAGGCUAAGGACGAGGAGGACCUUAGGGACCAUCCGCCUAACGAGGCGCGGUUCGUGUGCACGAUGUCGUGGUACAUCUUCCUGCGGCUGCACGGGGUGCUGUGCCAGCGGCUCGGGGCGCUGCGCCGCGCCGCGCUGCAGCUCGCGGAGCGCGAGGCCCGCGAGCGCGCGCAGCGCCGCCCCAGCGUCGCCGCCGCGCUGCGGCUCAAGCCCAACAAUCUACCAGCGGACGCGUCAAGCCCCGCAGACUACUACCCUGCGCUACUAGAGCUAGUCCGCGGCGUGCUAGACGGCAACACCGAAGCCACGGCGUACGAGGACGCCGCUCGCGAGAUGUUCGGCAUACACGCCUACCCCGCCUACACGCUCGACAAGCUCGUGUGGAACGCCGUGCGACAGCUGCAGCGCUGCGUGUCGGAGCCGUGGUCGCUGCGCGCGGCGGAGCUGGCGGCGCGCGGCGGCAUGCGCGGAGCCCUAUCCUACGUGAGGAGAGCGCAGCGCUUCCUGCACAAGGACCACACCGCCUUCCUCAUCAAGCUGUACGGUGGUGACGAGUGCCGUGUGUCGUUCGAGUUGCUAGAGAGUGGAGGGGAGGGCCGCGCUUCACCGAACAACGACACCUCGCGGCUGUCACCUACCAAUCAGUCCCGGGGGUCCGGGCCGCACGGGUCCCCUGUGUCGCGGCUGGCCGCGUGGUCGCUGUACACGGAGCGCUACGCGCGCCCCGACCACGCGCCCUCGGCCAACAAGCCCGUGUUCCUGGCGCGCAACGCGGCGCGCUGCGGGGGCGCCAGCGCCGGCCCGGGCGACAACGUGGCGCCCGGGGCGGGCGCCAAGGGCGGCGCUAGAGGCAAGAGGAAACCGCACAGGAUCGUUGACAGAAGCGAGUGCACGCUCAGCAGCGGGAUCAGUUAUUCUGUGCCCUCGGCCAACAAGCCCGUGUUCCUGGCGCGCAACGCGGCGCGCUGUGGGGGCGCCAGCGCCGGCCCGGGCGACAACGUGGCGCCCGGCGCGGGCGCCAAGGGCGGCGCUAGAGGCAAGAGGAAACCGCACAGGAUCGUUGACAGAAGCGAGUGCACGCUCAGCAGCGGGAUCAGAUUGGUGGCGUCUCGGCCGCACCACUUGUACCGCUCGGGGGCGCUAGCGGCCGCUCGCGCGUCGCACGCGCGCCUGCACGCGGCGCGCCGCUCCAAAUUCAAGGCGUGGCUUCAAGAAAACGCCUACCGAUGA